AUGGCUGAGACGGUUCAAGCUCUUCCUCUUUCUCCUGACGGCGUGAGCCACUUUCCCCGGCCGAGCCUUGGCUGCAGGACUGGACCUGGAACGCUGUGUGUCCAGCGGCAGGAGGAGGUUGGCAGGGAGGGGAGGCCGGGCUCUGCCAGGCAGGUUGAGAGGCCGUGGCAGGAUGAUGGGGGGAUGAUGGGAGGGGAGGAGGUGCAGGAUGAUGGGGGGAUGAUGGGAGGGGAGGAGGUGCAGGAUGAUGGGAGGAUGAUGGGAGGAGAGGAGAUUGCAGGUCCUGUAGCGGUGAUCAGUGGUGAGGAAGACUCUGCCAGUCCUCUUCAUCACGUCAACCAUGGGAUUAUCACCCCGUGCACGCUGGACGCCGGUCCUGAUGCGGUCGUCAUAGGGAUGACUCGUAUUCCUGUGGUGGAGAAUCCUCAGUACUUCAGACACGGACACAACUGCAACAAGCCCACCACUCUUGUGCAGCACAUAAAGCGGAGAGACAUCAUCCUGAAGAGGGAGCUGGGCGAGGGAGCGUUCGGAAAAGUCUUCUUGGCCGAGUGUUACAACCUCAGUCCCACCAAGGACAAGAUGCUGGUGGCCGUCAAGACGCUGAAAGACCCCAACCUGUCGGCCAGGAAGGAUUUCCAGCGGGAGGCGGAGCUGCUGACCAACCUGCAGCACGACCACAUCGUCAAGUUCUACGGCGUGUGCGUGGACGGGGAUCCGCUCAUCAUGGUGUUCGAGUACAUGAAGCACGGUGACCUCAACAAGUUCCUGAGAGCCCACGGCCCCGACGCCAUGAUCCUGGUGGACGGCCAGCCGCUGCAGUCCAACGGCGAGCUGGGCCUGUCGCAGAUGCUGCACAUCGCCACCCAGAUCGCCUCCGGCAUGGUCUACCUGGCCUCCCAACACUUCGUGCACAGAGAUCUGGCAACCCGCAACUGUCUGGUGGGGAACGGCCUGCUGGUGAAGAUCGGAGACUUCGGCAUGUCCAGGGACAUCUACAGCAGCGACUACUACCGGGUUGGAGGACACACCAUGCUCCCUAUCCGCUGGAUGCCGCCCGAGAGCAUCAUGUACAGGAAGUUCUCCACGGAGAGCGACGUCUGGAGCUUCGGAGUGAUCCUGUGGGAGAUCUUCACCUACGGGAAGCAGCCUUGGUUCCAGCUGGGCAACAACGAGGUUAUUGAGUGCAUCACCCAGGGCCGGGUGCUGGAGCGGCCACGGAUCUGUCCUAAGGAGGUGUACGACAUCAUGCUGGGCUGCUGGCAGCGGGAACCGCAGCAGCGGCUGAACAUUAAGGACAUUCAGAAGGUCCUGUUUGCCAUGGGAAAAGCCACGCCGGUCUACCUGGACAUCCUGGGCUAGCAGCCCCCC
This is a messenger RNA of Cololabis saira (Pacific saury), 1371 nucleotides long. RefSeq names its product NT-3 growth factor receptor-like. The record is from RefSeq and is a predicted model, not a curated record. The transcript has 8 exons. Gene Ontology annotation, biological process: multicellular organism development; cell surface receptor protein tyrosine kinase signaling pathway; cellular response to nerve growth factor stimulus. Gene Ontology annotation, cellular component: axon; signaling receptor complex; membrane. Bases 1 to 1362 code for a protein of 453 amino acids. Lineage: Eukaryota; Metazoa; Chordata; Actinopteri; Beloniformes; Belonidae. Gene Ontology annotation, molecular function: ATP binding; neurotrophin receptor activity; transmembrane receptor protein tyrosine kinase activity.